Messenger RNA from Eubalaena glacialis (North Atlantic right whale), 1212 nucleotides. It is a transcript of the gene SAYSD1, whose product is annotated as SAYSVFN motif domain containing 1. The transcript has 2 exons. The record is from RefSeq and is a predicted model, not a curated record. The coding region runs from base 75 to 626 and encodes 183 amino acids. NCBI's taxonomy places the organism in Eukaryota, Metazoa, Chordata, Mammalia, Artiodactyla, Balaenidae.
UCAAAGCGGGGACAGGUGCCCCUGCGAGCGGGCGCGCGCGCGUUCUCGGGCGCGCGGGAAACGGGGUGCGCGCUAUGGAGCAGCGGUUAGCUGAGUUCCGGGAGGUCCGGAAGCGAGCCGGGCUGGCGGCCGAACCCAGCACUUCGAGCCAGCGUGCACAAACCUCGGGAGAGAAGGCGGAAGCAGCUGCGACUCCAAAGGCAGCCCCAGGCUGGCUAAAACGGUUCCUGGUGUGGAAACUGAGGCCCGCGAGUGCCCAGGCCCAGCCCAACCUCGCUCAGGGAGCGGUUCGGCCUGGGGGCCGCGCGUCACAGCCACCGGGGAAUCCAGCCGAGCCUCCGCCGGCCCCGCCCCCGCAGGACCAGUCUCGCCUGAUCACCUUCUUGAAGGUGCUCCUCUGGUUGGUCCUGCUGGGACUGUUUGUGCAACUGGAAUUUGGCCUGGCUUAUUUUGUCCUGUCCCUCUUCUACUGGAUGUAUGUGGGGACACGAGGCCCCGAGGAGAAGACGGAGGGGGAGAAGAGCGCGUACUCCGUGUUCAACCCCGGCUGCGAGGCCAUCCAGGGUACCUUGACUGCCGAGCAGCUGGAACGCGAGCUGCACUUGGGACCCCUGCAGGGGAGGUAGGACCAGCCCUGCUGUCGGCUGGCCUCCCAAGGUCCUUUCACCCCUGGGGCACUGACUUGUGGGUUUGACUAAGGACAGCUUGCGGGUCAGUUCUGUGACCCCGCAAUUCCACACUCUUUCCCCGAUCUCCUGCUGCAGUUUUAUAUCAGAACUUCUUUUUGGUUUUGGUGAAACUCCCAGGAAGACACUCACUGUGGGUCUGAUGCAAUUUAUAAAAAUUACACGCUUAAAAAAGGAGACCUGUUUGUCUCUUUAUUUGAGAGAGGUGAUUUUUAGACCACUAAGAGGGCAUUGGGGAGAUAACUGUUUAAAAUAUCCAGCUGUUUGUAGUAAUCGUUUGGUACAUCAAGACUGUAUAAAGUAAAUAGUCUCUUUAAAUCUUUUUUUAAUUAAUUUAUUUUUCAUUGACGUAUAGUUGAUUUAUAAUGUUGUGUUAGUUUCAGGUGUUCAACAAAAUGUUUCAGAUAUAUAUUCUUUUUCAGAUUUGUUUCCCAUAUAGGUUAUUAUAAAAUAUUGAGUAUAGUUCCCUGUACUACACAGUAGGUCCUUGUUGUUUAUCUAUUUUAUAUAUAGUAGUAUGUAUCUG